UAUUUACUUGAUUUGGCGCUCUUGGCUGUGUGUGAUCACCAAACACGUGUAUAUUUGCAUCAAUGAUUCGAAUUGUUCAUCGUUAACUUUUUGUUAUUUUUAAAGAUUUCAUCUAAAUUUAUAUUUUAAUCGAACGUUUAAUGUUUCUUACUUUACACAAUUAAAUACACUGUAUUCCGGAUUUUCCAUUGCGACCAACAACUGCAAUAAAAAAUUCUACUUAUCGAAUUUUACAACAUACUCUGGAUAUACGUUCAACAUGGUUGUAUUUACGUGUAACAAUUGUGGAGACUCUUUACAAAAGCCAAAAGUAGCAAAGCACUAUCAGUUUCAAUGCAGAAGCUCAGAGAAUUUGACCUGUGUUGAUUGCCAUAAGGAUUUUUAUGGACAAGAAUAUGUGUCUCAUACCAAGUGUAUAACAGAAUCUGAAAGAUAUGGAGGACAAGACUAUGUUCCCAAGCCUGGACAGAACAAGGGAGAAAGGAAGCAGCAGGAAUGGAUAAACAUUGUCAAGAAUGUCAUUGAAACAGCCAAAAAUUUGACCAUGGAAGAGCGGAACAUUUUAAACAUUUUGUCCAGACAUGAAAAUAUACCAAGAAAGAAAGCCAAGUUUCUGAAUUUUAUCCGUAGCGUCAUGGGUAAUAGGAUAAAUAUGCCUGUCAUUGAUGGUAUCUGGGCGAGGAUGGAAACAGCAUUCAAAGGUGCUGUCGAAGCUAAUAAACCCCAAGGACAAAGUACUAACGGUAUCAUCAAAGAAGAAAUAAAGGAAAAAUCAAAUGGUUUGAUUUCAGUUGGAAAUCAUGAGAAUAACAUAGCUGAAAACCAAAACAAUGAAAAUAUAUCAAGAGAAAAGGGACUUCCAACAGAGAACGGCACAGAAAUUCCAGAAGUUGUUGAAAAAAAGAAGAAAACCAAAAAACGAGAUUUGACAGAAACUGAGGUUACGCCAGUCGAGGAGCCACCAAAAAAGAAGCGUAAAAAGAAAUCCAGUGAAGAAGUAGUCGAAGGCACAACCGUUAUGUCGAUGGACCAAAAUGACAAUCAAGAAACUUUGAAGUUCGAUUGGAAAGCUGCAAUUCUAGAAAUCAUUGGCUCGAACCAAGAAAUUAGUUUGAAAAAAUUGCGAAAAAAAGUUUGCAAUCGCUAUGUUAAUCAUCGAGAUAAUUCUAUUACUUUUGAAAAGGCAGUUUCGAAAUUCGAAAAAAAACUUUCGAAAGUAACAGAAGUUAGUAUUAAUGACAAUAAAGUUAGGCUUCUGUAAAUAAAACGAAUAAAGUAUACCUCAUUUUAUUGAUUUUUUGUCAAUAA
This is a messenger RNA of Venturia canescens, 1308 nucleotides long. RefSeq names its product cell growth-regulating nucleolar protein. The coding region runs from base 260 to 1261 and encodes 333 amino acids. Gene Ontology annotation, molecular function: DNA binding. The record is from RefSeq and is a predicted model, not a curated record. Lineage: Eukaryota; Metazoa; Arthropoda; Insecta; Hymenoptera; Ichneumonidae. The transcript has 4 exons. Gene Ontology annotation, biological process: negative regulation of transcription by RNA polymerase II; rRNA processing. Gene Ontology annotation, cellular component: nucleolus.